AUGGCUCGAUCUGCAUUGUUCUUGGUUUGUGUCAUCUUUGCUUUCCUCAGUUUCUCUGCGGAAGCUGAGGUGGUGGAGCACACUUUCAUAGUGGGUAAUCUUACAGUGAGAAGGCUUUGCAAGAACAAACUUAUCACAGCAGUUAAUGGCGAAUAUCCAGGCCCAACUAUUAAUGCUCAUGAGGGUGACACUGUGGUCGUCUAUGUCCUCAAUCAAUCCCCCUAUAAUAUUUCCAUUCACUGGCAUGGGAUAUUCCAGCGUUUGACACAAUGGGCUGACGGACCAAACUACAUAACCCAAUGCCCCAUUCAGCCACAAAAUAGUUACACGUACAAGUUCAACAUCAUCGGGCAAGAGGGCACGCUUUGGUGGCACGCCCACGUCUCUGUCCUCCGCGCCACCGUCUACGGCGCGCUUAUCAUCCGGCCAAGAGCCGGCGCCGCCGGCUAUCCCUUUCCCACGCCUUAUAAGGAAGCCACCAUCCUCCUUGGCGAGUGGUGGGACGCAGAUGUGGUGAACCUUGAGAAUGCUGCUCUCGCCGCCGGCGGUGCAUUUAACAACUCCGAUGCAUUCACCAUCAAUGGCCGCCCCGGCGAUCUCUACCCCUGCUCCAAAAAACACACAUACAAAUUAGAAGUAGAGCAAGGCAAGACCUACCUUCUCCGCAUCAUCAACGCUGCUCUCAACUCCCAACUCUUCUUCAAAAUCGCCAAUCACCCACUCACCGUCGUCGCCGCCGACGCGGCCUAUACUACACCUUUCCAGACCGACGUGAUAACCGUCGCCCCCGGCCAGACCGUCGACGCCCUCCUGCACGCCAACGCUGCCCCCGGCCGAUACUACAUGGCCGCCCUCGCCUACGCCAGCACCCCUAACCUCCCCGUCGACAACACCACAACCGUCGCCAUCCUCACCUACAAAUACUCCUUCCCCUCUUCUUCCCCGCCGUUAUUGCCUUCCCUCCCGGCCUUCAACGACACCCCCACCGCCCACCACUUCUACUCCAACCUCACCGCCCUCCAACGCCCAAAACUACAAUCCGUCCCCCUCAAUAUCUCCGAGCACAUGUUUAUCACCUUCGGCCUCAGCCUCUCGCCAUGCGCCGCCGACCAGCCGCUCUGCCAAGGCGUCGCCUUAUCCGCCAACAUGAACAACGUCUCCUUUCGUUUUCCGACAGCCAUUUCAUUACUGGAGGCUCAUUUUCGUGGAGUCCAAGGGGUUUACACGAAGGACUUUCCUGAUAGACCGCAACUGGCUUUCGAUUACACGAAUCCGAACGUAAACGCGGUGGGGGCGCCGUUGCAAUCGUCGGAUAAGGGGACGAAGGUGAAGAAGUUGCAGUACAACUCGACGGUGCAGAUUGUGCUGCAGAAUACGGCGGUGCUUACGGCUGAGAGCCACCCGAUUCAUCUUCACGGGUUUAAUUUCUAUGUGCUGGCGCUGGGGUUUGGAAAUUAUAACGAGACGGAGGCCGUGAAGGCGUUUAAUUUAGUGAAUCCGCAGGAGAGGAAUACGAUUGCGGUGCCGGCGGGAGGAUGGGCGGUCAUUCGGUUCUGGGCGGAUAAUCCUGGUAUUUGGUUCAUGCACUGCCAUUUGGAUGUUCACCUUCCGAUUGGCCUGGGGAUGGCAUUCGAGGUGGAGAACGGGCCAACGCCGUCGUCGACUUUGCCGCCUCCGCCGCCGGAUUUUCCUCGUUGUUAA
This is a messenger RNA of Dendrobium catenatum, 1701 nucleotides long. Its product is annotated as laccase-7-like. NCBI's taxonomy places the organism in Eukaryota, Viridiplantae, Streptophyta, Magnoliopsida, Asparagales, Orchidaceae. The transcript is spliced from 6 exons. Gene Ontology annotation, cellular component: apoplast. The record is from RefSeq and is a predicted model, not a curated record. Bases 1 to 1701 code for a protein of 566 amino acids. Gene Ontology annotation, molecular function: copper ion binding; hydroquinone:oxygen oxidoreductase activity. Gene Ontology annotation, biological process: lignin catabolic process.